Messenger RNA from Saprolegnia parasitica CBS 223.65, 411 nucleotides. RefSeq lists its product as hypothetical. Bases 1 to 411 code for a protein of 136 amino acids. The record is from RefSeq and is a predicted model, not a curated record. NCBI's taxonomy places the organism in Eukaryota, Oomycota, Saprolegniomycetes, Saprolegniales, Saprolegniaceae. The transcript has a single exon.
AUGCACGCUCUGGACUACUACUCCGAGGUGCCGUACCAACCGUACGGCUACAUGAACUACUGCCCGCCGCGCAUCAAUUACGAGCACAAGUGCAAAUAUGCCUUCAAGAGCUGCCCCAACACGCGUUCGGCCAAGAAGAACGGCGAGAUGCACAAACUCUGUGAGUACCACCGCCGAAAAGCCAACAACGUGCAAAAGUUCUACGCGCGCCGCAAACGCCACGCCAAGAGCUUAGAGCAGGGCAAGAGCCAGCCGCAGACCCCCGCCUCGGACUCGGACUCGGGCGACGACGUCAAGUCCCCGUGGGCCAACAUGACGCUGGAGCCACUGCCCUUUUACGCAACGAACUGCUCCAAGGCAGACCCACUGGCGUACGAGGACUGCCUCAUGCUGAUAAAGAUUCUGACGUAG